AUGUCGCUGCCAGAAUAUGAUGUCGGUGCGGUCGUGAUUCCCAGUGAAGACCAGCAUUACAGCGAAUAUAUCGCUCAGUGCGACGAGCGUCGUGCUUUCAUUUCUGGCUUCGACGGAUCCGCAGGCUGCGCGAUAGUGACCUCAAGGGAUGCCUUCCUCUUCACUGAUGGUCGAUACUUCCUCCAAGCUGAGCAGCAGCUUGACAAGAAUUGGACUUUGAUGAAGCAGGGCCUGCCAGAUGUGCCUACAUGGCAAGAAUUCCUGUCCAAAAGACUGGACAGGAAUACCCGCAUUGGCAUUGAUCCUACGCUCAUAACUGCUACGGACGCCGAGAACGUGCAGAAGGCACUCGCAUCCACUGACUCAAGAUUGAUAUCUCUGCCUCGGAACUUGGUGGACCUUGUGUGGAAGGAUCGCCCUCCCAGGCCCGCCAAGAAGAUUUUCCCUCUGGACGUCAAAUACUCUGGCGAGUCCCAUAUGGAGAAGAUCAAGAAGGUCCGCGGGGAAUUGAAGAACAAGAAAUUACAGGCCAUUGUGAUCAAUAUGCUCGACGAAGUCGCCUGGCUCUUCAACCUCCGUGGUUCGGAUAUUGAUUUCAAUCCUGUAUUUUUCGCAUACGCAAUCGUGACACACGAGAAAGCUCUUCUCUUCGUCAAUGCCGCACAAGUGGAUGAGGCUGUCCUCUCACAUCUGGGUCCAGAGGUCGAGACUCAUCCGUACGAUACGUUUUUCUCCCACUUGAAGGAACUCGGCGCGGAGCUCGGUCUCAACAACACUGCGCAGGUGCUUGUUAGCGACAAGACAAGUCUGGCUAUCGUGGACGCAAUUGGUUCAGACCACAUCCUCGUCUCCCGCUCACCUGUGACGGACCUCAAGUCGAUCAAGAACAACACCGAGAUUGAAGGAUUCAGACAAUCCCACAUCCGGGACGGUGCCGCCCUUGUGCGAUAUUUUGCGUGGCUGGAGGAGCAGCUCAAUGGCGGCGCUGAGUUGACCGAGAGCCAGGUAGCAGACCAGCUAGAGAAUUACCGCUCGGAGUUGGACCUAUUCCGUGGUCUCUCCUUCCCCACUAUCUCGUCUACGGGCCCGAAUGGCGCUAUUAUACAUUACACGCCUGACCCAAAGGAUUGUGCGAUUGUCCGCAAAGACCAGGUAUAUCUGUGUGACUCUGGAGGUCAGUACUUCGACGGGACGACCGACGUGACAAGAACACUGCACUUCGGUAUACCGACGGCCGAAGAGAAACGUGCUUUUACGCGUGUCUUGCAGGGACACAUAGCUAUUGACACGGCUAUAUUCCCGAAUGGUACAACAGGAUACAUCAUAGAUUCAUUUGCGCGGAGACCGCUUUGGGAGGACGGUCUUGAUUUCCGCCACGGCACAGGUCACGGCGUCGGUCAUUAUCUUAACGUGCACGAAGGUCCGCAUGGCAUCGGUGUACGCAUAGCGUAUAACAGCACGCCCCUCCGGAACGGGAUGACUGUCUCCAACGAGCCGGGCUACUACGCCGAUAGCCGUUUCGGGAUCCGCAUCGAGGAUGUUGUGAUCGUCCGCGAAGCGCAGACCCCCAACAACUUCGGCGAGAAAGGCUAUCUCUGCUUCGAGCACGUUACGAUGUGCCCGAUACAGAAGAACCUAAUCGAUGGCGCGCUGUUGAGUCCCCGCGAGCGGACGUGGCUCGAUGCGUAUCAUGCGGAGGUCUUGAGGAAGGUGUCACCGCUCCUGCAGAAUGACGGGCGCGCGCUGGCGUGGCUGCAGCGGGAGUGCGCGCCGUUGUAG
Molecule: messenger RNA, 1779 nt
Organism: Sparassis crispa
Lineage: Eukaryota; Fungi; Basidiomycota; Agaricomycetes; Polyporales; Sparassidaceae
Product: Probable Xaa-Pro aminopeptidase
Exons: 26
Coding region: 1-1779 (592 amino acids)
Molecular function (GO): metalloaminopeptidase activity
Source: RefSeq, a predicted model, not a curated record